This is a messenger RNA of Stomoxys calcitrans (stable fly), 551 nucleotides long. RefSeq lists its product as uncharacterized. The transcript is spliced from 3 exons. The coding region runs from base 62 to 520 and encodes 152 amino acids. The record is from RefSeq and is a predicted model, not a curated record. NCBI's taxonomy places the organism in Eukaryota, Metazoa, Arthropoda, Insecta, Diptera, Muscidae.
UGUGUAGCGAUAAUCGUUUUAGAAAAAGCGACGAAUUAUUUUUUAAGUACAAAUAUUUGCAAUGAAUUCCUCGAAAAGUUUUUUUGCUGUUGGCUUUACCGCCCUCUGUUUUUUCACAUAUUCUUACGCCAUUAAAUGUUACAGUUGUGAAAGCCAGAGUUCAUGUAAUAGUCCUAGAAAAGUAGAAUGUAACUAUCAAUUAGCCAAUGACACUCGCUCAUAUUUGAAUAUUCAUCACACCGAAGUUAAUCCCAAUACAACAAGUCCUGAUAUGGAAUGUUUGAGAGAGAAUAUUAAGAGCAAUCAUGGAGAAUAUUUUUAUAAAGGAUGCAUCUAUACAAACAUAAAGGCUUGUCAAUUGCCACUGCGUGAGAUUCAUUCCCCAAAUAGUACUCACCAUGAAUGCGAUAUGUGCAACUUUGGGGAUUUUUGUAAUCCUGCAGGUCGCACCAGCUUUAACAUUUUUGUCCUCGUAGACACAAUUAUUAUGGGAGUAAUAGCUCGCUAUAUUUGGAAUUAAAAAAGAAGGGGCACUUUAGCCUGACUUUAAA